AAAAACGGGGCAUUUGUGACCGCCGAGGCCGCGUUGCUCUCGAACCGAGUGUCUUCUUCACCACGAUGAGGCGAACACUGGUGUCUGCGACCCUUUUGCUCUGCGUGGCCGCCACCCUGGCCCAGAUCACCGUUCUGCGGGGCAGCGAAGCUUACACAGCGCUGUUCAGGCAGAGACCGGCCGCCGCCGCUCUUCAGAAACAACGAAACCCGUACUGUCCCUAUUGCGAUUCGUCCGUGUACAGUUACUGCUCGGACAAGCUGCUGCACGACGCCUGCUGCUGUUCGGGCGGCGGCGCCGACCCGCUUGGUCCGCAAGCGUACCCGCUGCCGCGAGAGUGCCAAUUCGCCGACUGCAGUUUUCUGCACGCCAACACGUGCCAGGAGCACCAGCUCAUUACCAGGUGCUGUUGCAGCAAUUUCGUCUGAGGAAAUAAAUGGACACGCACGCAGAUUUCAAUGAGAGACGCUCGACAGGCGGACGGACGACCUCGGACGACAAAGAAGAUUCGUUCUAACAAAGUGUGUAUCACAAAAACAAAAAUAAUAAAUUAUUCAUAGAGAGGCAAUAAAUUAUUGAGAACCAAAUGCCGAUUUAUUUUUUGCCUU
This is a messenger RNA of Neocloeon triangulifer, 608 nucleotides long. RefSeq lists its product as uncharacterized. Lineage: Eukaryota; Metazoa; Arthropoda; Insecta; Ephemeroptera; Baetidae. Bases 66 to 428 code for a protein of 120 amino acids. The record is from RefSeq and is a predicted model, not a curated record. The transcript is spliced from 4 exons.